Tarenaya hassleriana is the source of this 891-nucleotide messenger RNA. RefSeq names its product thioredoxin X, chloroplastic. NCBI's taxonomy places the organism in Eukaryota, Viridiplantae, Streptophyta, Magnoliopsida, Brassicales, Cleomaceae. Gene Ontology annotation, molecular function: oxidoreductase activity, acting on a sulfur group of donors, disulfide as acceptor. The coding region runs from base 105 to 659 and encodes 184 amino acids. Gene Ontology annotation, cellular component: cytoplasm. The transcript is spliced from 2 exons. The record is from RefSeq and is a predicted model, not a curated record.
AGCCUCCUUCCAUCUGAUGCCACACAAUUCCUAGAUUUGAUAGUUUUUCUCUGUGCCUUCUGAAACAUCGUCCUCGGUGAACACAGGGGGGAGGAGGAGGAGCCAUGAACGCUAUCUUCUCGAGCUCCCCGGUUCUUCUCCGAUCAUCUCUCCCACCAGCUCGUGCAGUUUCCCCGGCCGCCUCCAUAACCGCUAAACCUCUAAGCUGGAGUCAUCACACCUCCGCCGCGGCCAAUCUCCACCGCCUUUCGCUCAGGUCCGGUCGGCGAAGCAGGAGUCUCUUCGCUGGAGCCGUGUUGCCGACGAUAAGGUGCGGCGGUAUCCAGGAGAUCGGAGAAACCGAGUUUUCGAGUACGGUUCUGGAAUCGGACCGUCCGGUUCUGGUGGAGUUCGUCGCGACAUGGUGUGGUCCCUGCAGGUUGAUUUAUCCCGCCAUGGAAUCGCUCGCUCAGGAAUAUAGUGACAGAAUGACGGUUGUAAAGAUUGAUCACGAUGCCAAUCCACGAUUAAUAGAAGAAUACAAGGUUUACGGUUUACCGAGUUUCAUCCUCUUUAAGAACGGGAAGGAAGUUCCUGGGAGCCGGAGGGAAGGCGCAAUCACGAAGGCCAAACUUAAAGAGUACAUAGACAGUCUCUUGAACACGAUAUCUGUUGCUUAGUUACCUCUCUUCCACGGGUAAUCCCAUCCCACCAGUCUCAACACCUUUUGUGAAUGUGAUUAUGUAACAGAACCCUCUUUUGAGUUUCUCGUUUGGAAUGUAACUCCAUAAAUCUAGACUUCAUUGCUUGUACAAAUUGGGGAUCCAUUCUGCCUCCACAGGUGUAAAUUAGGAAUCCGUUGAAUGCUGGUUCUGAGAAUGAAAACUUCCAUGAUAGCAUUUUGGCUUUUUG